Molecule: messenger RNA, 324 nt
Organism: Penicillium lagena
Lineage: Eukaryota; Fungi; Ascomycota; Eurotiomycetes; Eurotiales; Aspergillaceae
Product: Zn(II)2Cys6 transcription factor domain-containing protein
Exons: 2
Biological process (GO): regulation of DNA-templated transcription
Molecular function (GO): zinc ion binding; DNA-binding transcription factor activity, RNA polymerase II-specific
Source: RefSeq, a predicted model, not a curated record
GCCCUGGCGAACCUGCGCUAUCAGCGUUAUCUAUGCUGCAGGACAGAACUAUUCCAUCUCCGCGUCACGGGGCCUACCCCACCCACAUUUACCCUUGCUCAAUUCCGCGCUUCGGAAUUGAAAUUGCUCCUGCUGAAGAGUGUCGAAAGCGUGAUCAUGGAACAAAAGAAGCGCGCAGCCCGGGCGUGCGAUGAGUGCCGACGGCUAAAGGAGAAGUGUGAAGGGGGAGCCCCCUGCAGGAGAUGUGCUCAUUUCCAGCGAAUAUGUGAGUUCCGGGGUCUCCCGCCGAGGUCUCGCGAGUUUCGUCCUUACAUACCAAGGUGA